ACUUCCGGCCUCCGUGCCUCGCUUCCGGCCGGCCGCUCCUUCCUUCCGCUUCUCUAUGGUGCAUUGACCACAGUGUCUACGCCGCGGGAAGAGACUCGCUCUACUGUACAUGUUCGGGCGCGGUGUGGCGCUCUUUACUAUGUUGCCAAAGCUGAGAUUUCCCACACUUAAGCCUUUCCAGUCUCAUCUUUAUGAGUUUCACCUUUGUGGCUCUGGCCAAAUCAACUUACCUUGUGUUCAGCAUUAUUUAAAAUCAUCUAUGUGCCAUCUAAAGCCUCUCUUCCAGAACAUCUUCAUCACCUUCCCCACUGGAGGACAUUUCUGUGUUAGUGUCCACAACAACCCCUGAGGCCUCUUUUUCUGCCUGACUUCACCAAACAAUCAUGUCAUCGGAAUCGAGCAAAAAACGGAAGCCCAAAGUGAUCCGAAGUGAUGGAGCUCCAGCUGAAGGGAAGCGUAAUCGUUCGGACACUGAGCAGGAAGGUAAAUACUACAGUGAGGAAGCUGAGGUGGAUCUGCGGGACCCUGGCAGAGACUAUGAACUAUACAAGUACACAUGCCAGGAAUUACAGAGGCUCAUGGCCGAGAUCCAGGACCUGAAGAGCAGGGGAGGCAAAGAUGUGGCAGUUGAACUUGAGGAUCGGAGAAUCCAGAGCUGUGUGCAUUUUAUGACUCUGAAGAAGCUUAACCGAUUAGCUCAUAUCAGGUUGAAGAAAGGAAGAGAUCAGACCCACGAGGCCAAGCAGAAAGUAGACGCCUAUCACCUGCAACUCCAGAACCUGUUGUAUGAAGUAAUGCACCUGCAGAAGGAGAUUACUAAAUGUCUGGAGUUUAAGUCAAAGCAUGAAGAAAUUGAUCUAGUCAGUUUAGAGGAGUUCUAUAAGGAGGCUCCUCCAGAUAUCAGCAAGGCUGAAGUCACCAUGGGAGACCCUCACCAACAAACCCUUGCACGUCUGGAUUGGGAGCUGGAGCAGCGGAAAAGGCUGGCGGAGAAGUACCGUGAGUGCCUGUCCAACAAGGAGAAGAUUCUUAAGGAGAUUGAAGUGAAGAAGGAGUACCUGAGCAGCCUCCAGCCACGCCUCAACAGCAUCAUGCAGGCUUCCCUCCCAGUGCAGGAGUAUCUGUUCAUGCCGUUUGACCAGGCUCACAAGCAAUAUGAGACGGCCAGACACCUACCGCCUCCCCUCUAUGUCCUCUUUGUCCAGGCCACUGCAUAUGGGCAGGCCUGUGCUCAUAUGAAAUCCUCCCAGCCCCCUAAACAGGAUAAGACCUUGUCUGUGGCGAUUGAAGGCAGUGUGGAUGAAGCCAAGGCUCUGUUUAAGCCUCCCGAGGACUCCCAAGAUGACGAGAGCGACUCAGAUGCUGAGGAGGAGCAGACCACGAAACGCCGGCGACCCACACUGGGAGUUCAGUUGGAUGACAAGCGCAAGGAGAUGUUGAAGAGGCACCCACUGUCUGUCAUGCUGGACUUGAAGUGCAAAGAUGACAGUGUGCUUCACCUGACUUUCUACUAUCUCAUGAACCUCAACAUCAUGACAGUAAAAGCCAAAGUGACAACUGCAGUGGAGCUGAUCACCCCCAUCAGUGCAGGGGACUUGCUGUCUCCUGACUCAGUCCUGAGCUGUUUGUAUCCUGGGGAUCAUGGAAAGAAAACUCCGAAUCCAGCCAAUCAAUACCAGUUUGAUAAAGUCGGUAUCCUGACUUUGAGAGACUACGUACUUGACCUAGGUCACCCCUAUUUGUGGGUACAGAAGCUGGGUGGCCUCCACUUCCCUAAAGAGCAGCCCCAGCACACAGUGAUUGCUGACCACUCUCUGAGUGCCAGCCACAUGGAGACCACCAUGAAACUGCUGAAGACCAGGGUGCAGUCCCGCUUGGCUCUCCACAAACAGUUUGCAUCCCUUGAACAUGGCAUUGUACCAGUUACCAGUGAUUGCCAGUAUCUCUUCCCUGCAAAGGUUGUCUCUCGCCUGGUGAAGUGGGUGACAAUUUCCCAUGACGAUUACAUGGAGCUGCAUUUCACCAAAGACAUUGUAGAGGUGGGACUUGCUGGGGACACCAAUCUCUACUACAUGGCACUUGUGGAAAGGGGCACAGCCAAACUCCAGGCUGCCGUGGUGCUGAACCCUGGCUACUCCUCCAUCCCACCCAUCUUCCAGCUCUGUCUGAACUGGAAAGGAGAGAAAACCAACAGUAAUGAUGACAAUAUUCGGGCCAUGGAGAGCGAAGUCAAUGUGUGCUACAAGGAGCUGUGUGGCCCUCGGCCUGGCCAUCAGCUCUUAACCAACCAGCUGCAGCGCCUGUGUGUGCUGUUGGAUGUCUACCUGGAGACCGAGAGCCAUGAUGACAGUGUGGAGGGACCGAAGGAAUUUCCCCAGGAGAAGAUGUGUCUGCGGCUCUUCAGGGGUCCCAGCAGGAUGAAGCCGUUUAAAUAUAACCAUCCUCAAGGAUUCUUCAGCCAUCGCUGACCUCCUGCUUGGCCUGGUAUUUUCCCCUAGGCCCAAAGUGCUGCGCCUCUGCCUUCUCCUCUGGUCCACAUGUGGCUCUUUUUAGUCUCCAAAGAUAGGUUUUUUUUAUUUCUAACCUAUUAAAGUGUCACCUGACCAAGUGGCCUUUGUCUUGUGGCUCCUUUGGGAGGAAGGGUGGCUUUGCAACCUGAAAGUGUAGGUGAGAGCCACAGCAUCGUGUGAAAGAGCAUUUGUGAAUAAUCUUUCUCUAGGUGGCUAAGAAAAGCAGAGUGUAAAUGAUUCUGAUUCUACAGAGACAUGUUGCCCUCUUGUCCACACUCACCUUACUUGUUUCUUCUUUGGGAGGUCCUCAUUAUCUUGGUACUUAUUAUCCUAAGUCCCUACUGUUAGGAGGUGGCAGGGGAAGCUGAAAUCAGCAUAGCACAAAAGCAAAAGCUCUUUUUUCCUCUCCUUUCCCUCUUUUCUAUUAGUUCUGUCGGUGUCUCUGAUAGCCAGAUUCUCUGAUCAUUGGGCGUCAUGAAUGUCUGACAGUACAAUGCAAAUAGAAGACAAAUACAUCACAAAGAAUAAUUGUAAUUCUUGCAGGAUUUCAUUAAGUCAAUAAGAGUGAUUUUGGAGAAUCACAUGCAGAGCUACCACCCAGUUAGGCUCUGGCAGAGUGAGACCAGGUGACAACUGAGAAUCUGCAUGGUGAUGACAGGAUAAGUGCCUCCAAAAAUAAUGGUUUGACUUUCAAAGAAUUAAGAGAUGUCUUGGGAAAUAGAUUAACACCCUCUAAAGUGUUUGGAGAAUUACCACUUUUGGAAUCCUGCAAAACUCAAAGCAAAGGAUGGCAUAAGUGUUCUUGGACAGUUUUGUCAGAAAAAUUAUACCCCCCACAAAUCAAUAUUCAAUUCAUUUUUCAUUCAUUUUAAGAAAUAAGAUAUAAAGAUGUAAAAAUAUGUAAGAAUUAUUAUAUAGUGGCAAGUAUAAUCUAAAGUUUGCUAACUGCAAUAUGAAAUGAGUUUUUUCCAGCUUUAUUGAGUUAUAAUUGACAUAUAACGUGUAAGUUUAAGGUGUACAGCAUAAUUAUUUGAUACACUAUGUAUUGCACAAUGAUUAUCACAAUAAAGUUUGCUAACACAUCAUUUUA
Pteropus alecto (black flying fox) is the source of this 3600-nucleotide messenger RNA. It is a transcript of the gene THOC5, whose product is annotated as THO complex 5. The record is from RefSeq and is a predicted model, not a curated record. The coding region runs from base 384 to 2468 and encodes 694 amino acids. Gene Ontology annotation, molecular function: mRNA binding. Gene Ontology annotation, biological process: mRNA export from nucleus; positive regulation of DNA-templated transcription, elongation. Gene Ontology annotation, cellular component: THO complex part of transcription export complex. The transcript is spliced from 23 exons. Lineage: Eukaryota; Metazoa; Chordata; Mammalia; Chiroptera; Pteropodidae.